AUGGUGAGCACUCAAAUGAUACAUACACUCUUCCCUGUCGGGACUGAAAGUAUCACGCAACUGAGCUCCCGGCACCCACGUCUCUUACUUUUGAGAGAAAAAAGUCACGAAUACGGAAGAGAUAAUUUUUUCACGUUACGUCUCUACCUUCCGCGUGCCAUUAGCAAAUGUCAGGUCCAAUAUUCACUGUAUCAGCAAACCCAGGAAAAUCACAAUGAUGAGAUAUUUUGCGCCCUAUUAACCCGUCGGCAGACACACAACAAUGAUUUCCGCGUCGUUAUCGACAUAGUGAACGUUAUAGGUAAUCAUAUAAAAGGACAUUCAUUUCUUCCAUUGCUUCAUUCGCUGCAACUCCUAGCAAAUUCAAUCAUCAAAAUGUUUAAGGUAACCAUCGCCGCCUGUGCCCUUCUGAUUGCCACCGUCUCUGCGACUCCUUUUAGGGAUUGUGGAUCUACAUCAACAUUAACCGCUGUGCGUGUUCCUGGUUGUGAGGUACUACCCUGCAUCGUCUACCGUGGAACCAACGUCUCCGUCGAGUAUGAUUUCGUAUCAGCUGUUUCUACUAACACGUUGACGACAGACGUGAAGGGCGUUAUUGGUGGCGUAUCUCUUCCUUGGCCUGGUAGAUUUCCUCCUGCUUGCGAGGACGUAAAAGUUGGUGACUGCCCUGUGGCAGUGGCUGAGCCCAUUACCAUGUCAACCCUUCUAGUUCUAUCUCCUGCCUUCCCUUCGGUCAAUGCUAAAGCCAUCUGGGAACUUCGCGACGAUAGUGAUAGCACUCUUGUUUGCUUCGAAGUCACUGUCAAACUUCUAUAAAUCAAGGGAUCCACAUCUUCUGCCGAAGGCAUUACGGUUAACUUCAUAGAGUGUUUUCUUACAUGCAUGUCAAGGUUUCUUUAAGAUUCAUGCGAUUUUAAUAAAUUUCAACGAGUUCCUUGAAA
Messenger RNA from Daphnia magna, 941 nucleotides. RefSeq names its product NPC intracellular cholesterol transporter 2 homolog a. NCBI's taxonomy places the organism in Eukaryota, Metazoa, Arthropoda, Branchiopoda, Diplostraca, Daphniidae. Gene Ontology annotation, molecular function: sterol binding. The coding region runs from base 1 to 816 and encodes 271 amino acids. The transcript is spliced from 6 exons. Gene Ontology annotation, biological process: sterol transport. The record is from RefSeq and is a predicted model, not a curated record.